GUUGGCUUUUGUGUGUUACAGCUCUGAUGUUACUAGCUGAACAGUGACCACUGCCUGCCCAAGGACACCUGCUGCCCAAUUCCCCUCAUCAUGUCUGGGAUCCAUCAGGUGCCAUGGUCGUCUGGCACAGAGUGCGUUGCCAAGUAUAACUUCAAACCUGGCACUGAACAGGACCUGCCUUUCUGUAAAGGAGAUGUAUUGACCAUCAUUGGAGUCACCAGGGAUCCAAACUGGUACAAAGCAAGAAACACAGUGGGCAGAGAGGGCACCAUUCCGGCCAACUACGUCCAGAAACGGGAAGGAGUGAAAUCAGGAGGGAAGCUCAGUCUUAUGCCAUGGUUUCAUGGGAAAAUCACUCGCGAGCAGGCGGAGCGUCUCCUCUACCCCCCAGAGACGGGUCUUUACCUGGUGAGGGAGAGCACCAACUACCCUGGCGAUUACACUUUGUGCGUCAGCUGCGAAGGCAAGGUGGAGCACUACCGCAUCAUCUACCACAACGGCAAACUGACCAUCGACGAGGAGGAGUACUUUGAGAAUCUCAUGCAGUUGGUUGAGCACUACACCAAAGACGCUGAUGGGCUUUGCACCAGACUGAUUAAGCCCAAGUUGAUGGAAGGGACGGUGGCGGCGCAGGACGAGUUCUCCAGGAGUGGCUGGGCCUUGAACAGAAAAGAACUAAAGCUGCUUCAGACAAUUGGAAAGGGGGAGUUUGGAGAUGUGAUGGUGGGAGACUACAGAGGGACCAAGGUGGCUGUCAAGUGUAUCAAAAACGAUGCCACAGCACAAGCCUUCAUCGCCGAGGCCUCCGUCAUGACGCAACUGAGGCACAACAACCUGGUGCAGCUGCUCGGUGUUAUUGUGGAGGAGAGGGGCAGCCUCUACAUCGUCACAGAAUACAUGGCCAAGGGCAGCCUGGUGGACUACCUGCGCUCCAGAGGACGGACUGUUCUUGGUGGGGACUGCUUGCUAAAGUUCUCACUUGAUGUGUGCGAAGCCAUGGAGUACCUGGAGGCCAACAACUUCGUCCACAGAGACCUCGCAGCUCGGAACGUGCUCGUGUCUGACGACAACAUCGCCAAGGUCAGCGACUUUGGUCUCACCAAGGAGGCCUCCUCCAUACAGGACACUGCCAAGCUGCCCGUCAAGUGGACCGCCCCAGAAGCGCUAAGAGAGAAGAGGUUUUCCACCAAGUCGGAUGUCUGGAGUUAUGGAAUCCUUCUUUGGGAGAUUUACUCCUUCGGCCGCGUGCCUUACCCUAGAAUUCCACUAAAAGACGUGGUGCCCCGGGUGGAGAAGGGGUACAAGAUGGACGCCCCGGACGGCUGCCCGCCUGUGGUCUACGACCUGAUGAAGCAGUGCUGGACCCUGGACCCCGCCAUGCGGCCCUCCUUCCGCAUGCUGAGGGAGAAACUGCAGCAUAUCAGAGCCAAGGAGCUGUACCUGUAAAAAGCAGCUAUGGAGGCGGGGACUUGGGGGAGAUGAGGAGCAGCCCUGUACAGAUGGAUCAUGGGAGGAGGAGGAGGAGAAGAGGGACCACAGCACCUUCCUCCUGCUUGCCAAACCAAGGGACUGCCAAACCGUGUUCCCUCCGUCGACCUCAGGCUCCACCCUGCUUCCUCACUAGGACUGUUUUCCUGUUUGUGUUGUAUAGCUUUGCCAAGCAGCUUCCUCACACCUCAUCUUUGUCCUCCUUCACCUGCCGCUGUUUGCUCACGCUCUGUAACCUGGUCCGAGCUGCUCUUCCUCAUCCUCAUCCACUUGCAUCAUGCCUUUUUCUUUCCUUGUUUUUUUUCCCUCCUCCUCUUCCUCCUGAAACGUGGCAUUAACUGGAGGAGGGG
Molecule: messenger RNA, 1838 nt
Organism: Poecilia latipinna (sailfin molly)
Lineage: Eukaryota; Metazoa; Chordata; Actinopteri; Cyprinodontiformes; Poeciliidae
Gene: cskl
Product: c-src tyrosine kinase-like
Exons: 12
Coding region: 91-1446 (451 amino acids)
Biological process (GO): protein phosphorylation
Molecular function (GO): protein binding; protein tyrosine kinase activity; ATP binding
Source: RefSeq, a predicted model, not a curated record